AUGGCCAAGUUCGUCCCCAGACAGCGCAAGCACAAGGUGCUCGCCCGCGAGCGCGCCAAGGAAAGCGCGCGCCACGAAGUCGAAGACACCAACCAGGAGAUCCUGCCGGCCGCCGCGAAGAAGAAGAAGGAUCUCGAGGAGAAAAAGGCGCGGCUCAAGGAGCAGCUGAAGCAGGAUGGCGCCAAGGUGAGCGGCAAGAAGGCCAAGCGCCUGGAGAAGUACAUCGACAACAAGCUGCGCAAGGACGAGAACCGCGAGCUGCUGGCGAAGCUGGCCGAGCGCAAGAUCGACACGAGCCUGUUUGCGAGCAGCAAGGCGCUGGGGCAGGGCCGCGAGACCAAGAAGCAGGCCUUGUCGAGGGCGUUGCGGGAGCAUCGGGCGGGGGUUGAUCCUACGGCUUCGGUGGAGGGUAUUCUGUUUCAGGAGAGGCCGGAGGUGGAUGAGGAGGGAGAGGAUGAAGAUGAUGCGCACAUGUCGGAUGAGGGUACAUCCACUGCUGCACCUGUGGCAGAGGCAGAGGCUGAGGAACCUAAAACCACUACUGAGCCCGUUAAAGAGACAACGAAGCCGGCGGUUGCUGCUGGAUCAGGCCUCAAGCGGCCACUCGAACUGGACGACGAAGGCCGACCGAAAAUUCAAAAGCGACAGAAGAGAGGAGGACUCAAGACCAAGGUUACACUCGUCGCAACCCAACAGCCAGCUUCGGAAGAAUCAGGAGAUGACGAUGAAUGGGGCGGUUUCAGUGGCGACGAGGAGGAUAAAACCAAGGAAGACGAGUCCGACCAAGAAUCCGACGAAAGCUCAAGCGAAGAUUCCGCGGACGACGACGCCGAAUCCGAAGAAGAAACAAGCGAUGAAGAAGAGGAAGAGGAGGAAAUAGACGAAGAACAAAAGACUCAAAGAUCGUCUUCAUUCAAGGCAUGGGCCCAGCAGCAGCGGAAUGAAGCCCUUGGAUACCAGCCCGUAGACCCAACAGCGGCUAUUCUGGAGAUACCCAAGCCAGAGAACUUUGUCCCGAGAGCGCCCGAGCAGGAUCCCUUGCCGAUGGAACUUCAGGUCAAUGAGAAGACGUCACGAAAAGUCUACAGCGUGCCUGUUGUGCGGACACCCGAAAUUCAGGAGGCUCGAAUGAAGCUGCCGGUCGUAGCUGAGGAGCAGAGACUGAUGGAAGCCAUCCACAGCCAUGACAUUGUCGUCAUCUGUGGAUCGACUGGUUCGGGUAAAACCACACAGGUGCCUCAAUUCUUGUAUGAGGCGGGCUAUGGAUCUCCCGACUCUCCAACACCCGGCAUGAUUGGCGUCACGCAGCCCCGUAGGGUUGCUGCAGUCAGCAUGUCCAAGCGAGUGGCAGACGAGCUGGGUGAUCAUUCAAAGGCCGUGGCCUACCAGAUCCGUUUCGAGGGCAACGUCGACGACAAGACGGCCAUCAAGUUCAUGACGGACGGUGUCUUGCUGCGAGAGGUUGCCCAGGACAUUACGCUGCGAAAGUACUCGGCUAUUAUCAUUGACGAGGCCCACGAGAGAAGCGUCAACACCGACAUCCUGAUUGGCAUGCUCAGCCGAGUCAUCAAGCUGAGAGCUGAGCUGUCACAGGAGGACCCGACCAUCAAGCCCCUGAAACUCAUCAUCAUGUCUGCCACGCUAAGGAUAGAAGACAUGACGAUGAACCCUACCCUCUUCUCAACACCGCCCCCUGUUGUCGAGGUGGAAGGACGGCAGCACCCCGUCACCAUCCACUUCGCACGGCGGACUCACCACGACUACGUGGAAGAGGCGUUCCGCAAGAUCUGCCGCGGCCACAAGAAACUGCCCCCUGGAGGCUUCUUGGUGUUCCUGACAGGUCGCAAUGAGAUUCUGCAGCUGAGCAAAAAGCUCAAGGCCGCCUUCGGAGGUUCAAGAACAGCCGACGGCCCCAAGGUGCAGAUAUCGGCGACAGAAGCACCAGUGGAAGUCGAGGAUCUCGAUUUCGGCGACGUUGACGAGCAUGACUUUGACGACGUGGACGGCAUCGAGUCUGACGACGAGAACGAAGAGGGCGAAGACGAGUUCAAGAUUGAUGAGGAAGAUGAGGUCGUCCCUCUCAAGAUGCAGGUCCUGCCUCUAUACUCCCUGCUCCCCGUCAAAGAGCAGCUGAGAGUCUUUGAAGAGCCCCCCGAGGGAACUCGGCAAAUCAUCCUGGCAACCAACGUCGCCGAGACGAGUUUGACCAUCCCCGGCACUCGCUUCGUCUUCGACUGCGGACGCUCCAAGGAACGGAACUACGACCGCCUGAGCGGCGUCCAGAGCUACGAGAUCGGGUGGAUCAGCAAAGCCAGCGCCAGCCAGCGAUCGGGUCGUGCCGGACGUACGGGCCCCGGUCACUGCUACAGACUGUACUCGUCGGCCGUCUACGAGCGGGACUUUCCCGAGUUCUCGGACCCCGAACUGCUGCGGAUGCCCAUCGAGGGUAUCGUGCUGCAGCUCAAGGCCAUGAACCUGCAAAACGUGGUCAACUUCCCCUUUCCCACGCCGCCCGACCGGCAGAUGCUCGCCAAGGCCGAGAAGCUGCUCACAUACCUCUCCGCCAUAUCGCCCAGCGGACAAGUCACCAAAGUCGGAACGACAAUGUCCCUGUUCCCCCUGUCGCCGCGCUUCUCAAGGAUCCUGCUCGUGGGCCACCUCCACAACUGCCUCCCGUACACAAUCGCCCUCGUGGCAGGCUUGUCCGCCGCAGAAGUCUACCUGCCGGAGAACACGGCGAUCCCGGCCCUGGCCGAGAAGGACGACACCGAAAUCCGCACGGCGGCGGACGUCAUCGCCGAGGACCGCCAGGCCAACGUCCGCCGGCUGUUCAACCAGGUGCACAAGAACUUUUGCUUCCUGGACGACAAGUCCGACGCCAUCAAGCUCCUGCAAGUGGUUGGCGAGUUCGCCCACGAGCCGACGGAGGAGUGGUGCGAGAGGCACUUUGUCCGGUACAAGGUGCUCAAGGAGAUCCAGCAGCUGCGCAAGCAAAUCACGGACCUGCUCCGCACAAACAUCCCCUCCUUCGCCGCGCUGCAGUACCAGGACAAGCUCGACCCGCCGUCGCCCAAGCAGGUCUCGGCGCUCAAGCAGAUGACGGCCGCGGGCUUCCUCGACCAGGUCGCCAUCCGGGCCGACCUCGCGCCCAACCCGCCCGAGCAGUUCAGGAAGCCUCGCCGCGCCAUUGACGUGCCGUACGUCCCGCUCGUGCCCCUGCACAAGCCCGGCAGCAGCAGCGGCGAGAACCCUUGCGUGUACAUCCAUCCGUCGUCCUGCCUCGCGCACGUCAGUCCGCAGGAGUGUCCCGAGUACAUUGUGUAUGCGUUCCUACAGCGGGCAACGCCCUCUGGCGCGCUCGAUUCGGGCAAGACGCCCAAGACGAGGAUGCAUGCCCUCACGGACGUGACGGGGGGGCAGCUCGCGGGGUUGGCAAAGGGCACGCCGCUGAUUAGUUACGGGAAGCCGAUCAAGGAGGUGAAGGCGCAGUCUCUGGGUGCGGACGGAGCGACGACGAGGGAGUGCUGGGUGGUGCCGUAUCUGAGGGCGGAGAACACGGCGGGCCAGGGGUGGCCUUUGCCGGCGCAGAAGGUGAAGCAGAGGAAGGUGGCGGGUAAGGGGUGGGUUGUUGAGUGA
This is a messenger RNA of Trichoderma reesei QM6a, 3636 nucleotides long. RefSeq lists its product as uncharacterized. Gene Ontology annotation, biological process: maturation of SSU-rRNA from tricistronic rRNA transcript (SSU-rRNA, 5.8S rRNA, LSU-rRNA). The coding region runs from base 1 to 3636 and encodes 1211 amino acids. The record is from RefSeq and is a predicted model, not a curated record. The transcript has a single exon. Gene Ontology annotation, cellular component: nucleolus; intracellular anatomical structure. Gene Ontology annotation, molecular function: RNA binding; ATP binding; ATP hydrolysis activity. NCBI's taxonomy places the organism in Eukaryota, Fungi, Ascomycota, Sordariomycetes, Hypocreales, Hypocreaceae.